Molecule: messenger RNA, 3401 nt
Organism: Myxocyprinus asiaticus (Chinese sucker)
Lineage: Eukaryota; Metazoa; Chordata; Actinopteri; Cypriniformes; Catostomidae
Gene: onecutl
Product: one cut domain, family member, like
Exons: 2
Coding region: 234-1568 (444 amino acids)
Biological process (GO): regulation of transcription by RNA polymerase II
Cellular component (GO): nucleus
Molecular function (GO): RNA polymerase II cis-regulatory region sequence-specific DNA binding; DNA-binding transcription factor activity, RNA polymerase II-specific
Source: RefSeq, a predicted model, not a curated record
CAACAGCAAGACGCACAGGGAUAAAAGCAAAUGCAUCUAUGGAGGGCAGAAUUAGCUUGUAUUUCCCAACAUGGUGCUGUUGUGAUGAAAUGUCAAUGAGAAAACACUGAAAUCAGAUCUGAAAUAUAAACCGCUUUAUUUGUAUUUUUAUUUGAGAUAAAUUUGCAGAAAUAGAAAUCUAGACUGUAAACAACACAUCUAAGAGCAACCGAAAUUUAAGAAGUGGUAAAGACAUGGAUGGUAAUAUGGGUGAGAUGUCUGUACACAGUCACGACAGCCGAGCCAUGCUGCACUCUCGGGAUAUCACGGCUGCCUUCCCUCGUCCCUCUCUGGGGGGCCCUUCCAUGGGCCUGGAGUCAGAGCACCAGAGCCCUGGGUAUGACCACAGCAUGACAACACUGGGGUAUGGUAGGGAUGUACCAACCAGCUGCGGCAGCACAUACACCACAUUGACACCUCUUCAGCCCUUUGAUGAUAAAUUCCAUCACCAUCAUCACCACCCCUGCCUGCCUGUCAGCAACGUCAUCGGCAGCUUUACUCUAAUGCGAGACGAUCGAGGUCUGGCGGGAAACUACUACACUUCGUACGGAAAAGACUUUGGUAUAGGACAGGGUCUGUCUUCUCCGCUGGGUAGUGCAGGCUUGGAGACCGCCAUGCAUGGCUAUGGUAGUCUAGGAAGUCAGAAUGGACACACUAGCCAGAUGCUUCCAGGUGGCCAUGAAGUCCAUAUGGGCAGCAAUGGGGGUAACAUCUGUCGAACAGUGCCAGACUUUGGGAGGGAGAUGUCACCACCCUCUCUGGGGGCCGAGCAUGGGGUCAGCCACCAGCUAAACAAAAUGGAUGCCCAUCAGCACACUCCCACCUACCCACCCCAUAUAUACAACCAGAGUUAUCAGCACCAUCUCCCCAGCCAACAGGCCACCAAGCUGGGGGAACUCACCUCUUCCUCCCCAUCCUCUUCUGGCUCCAGCCUGGGAAGAGAGGGCAUGCUAACUGGUUCCCAGAACAGCGGAGCAGGAGAGGAGAUCAACACCAAAGAUGUGGCACAGAGAAUCAUCACAGAACUAAAGAGAUACAGCAUCCCACAGGCCAUUUUCGCUGAGAGGGUUCUGUGCAGGUCUCAGGGCACUCUGUCAGACCUGCUCAGGAACCCCAAACCUUGGGGGAAACUCAAGUCUGGCCGUGAGACCUUUAAGAGGAUGUCCCGCUGGCUACAGGAGCCAGAGUUUCAGAGGAUGGCCUCAUUGCGUCUGGAAGCUUGUAAGCGCAAGGAACAGGAGCAAUCUAAGCUGGAGCGAAACCAGGGACCCAAGCGUACUCGGCUGGUCUUCACAGACCUGCAGCGUCGCACACUUUUGGCCAUUUUCAGAGAGAAUCACCGACCAACCAAAGAUCUGCAGAUUACAAUCUCCCAGCAGCUGGGCCUUGAGCUUUCCACCGUAAGCAACUUCUUCAUGAAUGCUCGCCGGAGAAAUGUAAACCGGUGGACCGAAGAGGGCCGUCCAUCCUCCACUGGCUCAUCGGGGUCCUGUACCGUCUCUCCUGCUGUGACCUGCUCCACGGCAUGAAAGGAAAACGAAGCGUUUUAGCUCUGUGCAGGUUUACCUGUAGCUAAGAGAGUUUGGGAUUUUUAAUCAAGGGUCUUUUUAUAUAGAAAUCAAAAGCAUAUGAAACCAAAGAUGAAGUCUUUACAAGGGUGAUGUCCAGAGUUGUCUAGACGAGACAGGAUUUGAUUGUAGUUUUAGUGAUAAUUUUAGCUUUGAUUGCAAAGUACAAAAGCCCAACAUAUUAGUGCUCAUGAAAUCAUUCACAAAGCAACUUAUUGAGUCUCUGUGGAUGGUUAUGAGAAGGUAGCAAACAGAUAUUGAAUCGGUUUGUAUAUUAUUUUAUAAUCUGCUUCACAAUUUAAAAUCAGUGCAAGGUCUAAACGGUUCUGAUUUUUCUUUGUUGAUGGUGACGGAUGGAAAGUCUGCGUUAAAAAGAUAUAAGGAAGUUCUAGGUUCUUCAAAACGAUUUUUCGAAAAAUAAACAAUUAUGACCAAAGAAACAAAGGAUGAAAUCUUUUUUUUUUUUUGUGGGGAAAAAGUACUGGACAAAGAAACUGCAGCUUAAACCAAAAUACGAACACAUUUUUCAAAAGCUUGUUUUCUUUUUUAUACUCAAAGUUGAAAUCCUGUGCUGAAAUUACAGACAGCCAGGCCAUGUCUAAUAGUCCACUUGUCGAAAAAGGAAUCUACUUUGGGACAACUACAGUACAGGAUGGAAUCACAUCCUCUCAAACAGUGAGGUUGAACUGAAGACGCAGUGGUGGGGAGGGGCAGCCAUGACACUUUUUGCAACAGCCUUCAAACUUGGCCGAUUGAUUGGAAAACCUCAUGUGAAUUUCUGUUGAUUAGCUGUGAAAAGGAGACCAGAAAGAUAUCUCCUCUGGCAUCAGAAAACAGUUGAUUUCACAAAUGAUUUAUCCGAUGUCACACUGAGGAUGGAGAAAUCUUUCCACUUUUUUUGUACAAAUUUCCAAGCACACAAGCUGGCCGAUGGCUGUUCUUCCUGGAAAGCUUAAAAUCUCCUAAACCGCAAUGAAAAAUACUAAACACAAUGUUGAAGCUUGAAUUGAAACAUGAACUGAGAACCACUUUGUGUAUUUAUAAUUAUUUAUGUAUUUAUUUCCAAUCUUCUAGCUAUUUAUUUUAUUUAUUUGCUAUUUACCGUCAGUAUUUAUUUCUGUGUUGUUUGUGUAUGAAAACGACCCUGUCUCUGAUAGAGUCCCAAUACCAAAGAUGAAUAUUUGUCCUCCCUGAAUUUCCAGAUUUUCUCAUCUCCUGAACGCUGUGUUCUUAGUAUCUCAACAUCCAGGCUAGUGUUAAAACCAUCCAUGGUUCAUACUUCACAUGUGCUGCAUGUUUAGACCCUUUACUUCACAGCCUGACUGAACAGAUCAAGACUUAACAUAUAGAUUCUAAUGAUUUCUACCAGCUGUGCAUGAAAACUGCACAAAAAUGGCUGUGAAUGCCAGAUGAUUCUAUAUUUAGACUAUUCAGUCUGGCUGAGCACUGGGUGCGGAUAUUUAACUGUGAUCUCCUGCACUGCAGUUCACAUUUAUUGUACGUCGCUUAUGGGUGCUGCUCCCCAGUCUCUCGGGGUGGGUUAUGUUUGGCGUCAAGGGAGAAAUCGUCCCUAUUUCAAUGCUCUUUCUCAUUCUCCAGUGUUUAACCUUUGCAGGGCAUGUAGUGAGGCUCUUUCACAGCAUGCAUUUGAAAGAGGGUCCUUGAAAGAGGCCAUCGACUUAUGCCAACUUCAAAGAGGCUCUUUUUAUCUGUGUCCUCUCGGAGGCUGGGGCCGGCACUCUGCACUUGGUCAGACCCAUGGGGGGCAGAUCAGAGACUAGCGGCAUUACCAAA